Symbiodinium pilosum is the source of this 1284-nucleotide messenger RNA. The record is from the annotation of a GenBank genome assembly. NCBI's taxonomy places the organism in Eukaryota, Dinophyceae, Suessiales, Symbiodiniaceae.
AUGUGUCUGUGUUGCGUGUGUUCGUUUAAUCUCUCAGCAGUCUUGCCCGAAACCAGGCUCUCGACGCAUGCUGUCCGGAGCAGGGCGGAGCACUUCCUUGUUGCGUUCGGCCACGAAGUCAGCAUCCGGCUUGUAACCAGUGCCUGGGUCGAGGACGAACUCUUGGGCCUUCUGCAAGAUGUUCAGCAUUCUCUUGAGCUUCCUCCAGGAAUCCCAGCAAUGAAGCCUGAGACAUCAUGCGCGGCACCUCCUGAUCUUUCAGAUGGCAUUCGCUUGCUCGGGAUCUUGGGCAUACUGAGCCCCGAUGACCUUGUUUGCCUCCUGCAGAAGUUGGUGCUGACUCCCAUCCAUGUCACUGCUGCAGCUGCCUUGAACAAAUCUCCCUCCGGGUUGGCGUCCAUGGAGAGAAUCUCAAAGGCAUGUGAUGCAGUUUGCGCAAGACUUUGCAAGGGACAUUCUUCGGUCGACCCGCAGAGGAGUUUCUGCAGCAAAAGCUGCCCCCCUGAGCCCCAAGACAGCACUGCCACCCUAGUGGUUGCACAUGGAUAUGCCGCAUGGCAUAUUCAAGUAGCAGCAUUUGCUGUGGGUGUCACAGAGUCGGCACCGCCCGCACCGGUCUUUACAGAUGAGUCUCAGUCCGCCUGGUUCUCUGAUGCCAAAGAGUCCUUGCCCCGAAUUGAGCGAGAGCUGCUGAUGACCUUAUGUUUGCAUAGGGAUCUGCAACUGUCAAUGGGCGCUGCCAGUCACCUUUCCAAACUCUGGAGGCUUUUCAAAAACUCAUUGGACUGCAUGCAUGCUUCGCAUGAUGCUGCCAGUGGAUUCUUGAGCCUGCUUUGCAGUGCUGACGGCAUUCCAACUUGGCUUGAUCUUCUCCAUUGGCUACGUGAUGAAGGCCCAAUGCCGACUAUAUCCAGGCCAUGGCUAUGGAGUAAGCUGCAAUGUGGAUUGCACGAUCUUCUUCAGGAGGUCACACCGUAUCUGGAAGAAGCUAUGGCAUCCUCAGUUGCAGACUUAAAGCGCGAGGAAUGGGGCGCUUUUGAGUCAGACAUCUUAUCUGCGCUCGAGCGACAAGUACGGUGCGGACUGCCAGAUGACCGGCAUGCAGAUUGGCAGCCCGCAGGGGAUGACCUGCAGCGGCUGAUGGCCGCUUCCCUUCUUUGCGAUGCUGACGGCUGCGUAUCGGUCUUGCGCCGUUCCCUGGUAACUCCUGUGCACCUACGCUUGCUUGCGGCGGCACCGCCUAGCCACAAGGCUAGCCUGGCCGCGAAGCUGGGUUGCUGUUAA